This is a messenger RNA of Fonsecaea nubica, 987 nucleotides long. RefSeq lists its product as hypothetical. The record is from RefSeq and is a predicted model, not a curated record. The transcript is spliced from 2 exons. NCBI's taxonomy places the organism in Eukaryota, Fungi, Ascomycota, Eurotiomycetes, Chaetothyriales, Herpotrichiellaceae. Gene Ontology annotation, molecular function: protein binding; aspartic-type endopeptidase activity. Bases 1 to 987 code for a protein of 328 amino acids. Gene Ontology annotation, biological process: proteolysis.
AUGGCCGAUUUUCGGAGACAAGAUCCCGAACUUGCAGCUGCCGCUCAGGAUCAAGAGAGAUUCCACGAUCUACUACAAGAGAGGCUGAGGCAAAACGAGCAGAUGCAGAGAGAGAAAGAAGAGCAGAUUGCGCUUCUAGAGGCGGAUCCUUUCAAUGUUGAUGCACAACAGAAAAUUGAAGAAAUGAUACGGCAAGAACGUGUCACAGAAAACCUACAGAAGGCAAUGGAAGAGUUUCCGGAAGCAUUCGGCAAGGUCACCAUGCUCUAUAUCGAUGUCAUCGUCAACGGCCAUCCCAUCAAAGCUUUCGUGGACUCAGGAGCACAGACGACCAUCAUGUCCCCGUCAGCUGCCGAACGGUGUGGCAUCCUCCGGCUGGUCGACAAACGAUUUGGGGGUAUUGCAAAAGGUGUAGGUACCGCCCAAAUAUUGGGUCGAGUUCAUUCGGCCGAAAUCGAAAUUGGACAGUACAAUCUCGCCAGCAGCUUCACAGUCAUGGAAGGCAAAGAUGUAGACCUGCUACUAGGGCUUGACAUGCUCAAGCGGCACCAGAUGUGCAUCGAUCUGAAGAAAAACUGUCUCCGCAUUGAAAACGACGAGAUUCCUUUCUUACCAGAAAGCGAAAUCCCGAAGAUGAUGGAAGAUGUGUUGGAGAGUGAGCCCAAAAUUGAAGGCCCUGGUGGCAGCACAGUUGGCGCAAAGACCGGAACUGUCAUGCCAGGAGCAUCGGCGGGAUCAGCUCAGACAGGGUCAGGGGCCGGUCAGGCAAGCGCCAGCACUGCGAAUCAACCGUCGUUAUCAGGUCCUUCCUCUACAGCUGUUUCAUCUCAACCUGAACCAGGUUCCGGCAACUUUGGAGAAUCGCGACCAAUCACCGCAGAAUCAAUAGCACAGGUAACCGAGCUGGGAUUUACAAGAGAGGAGGCGAUCGCUGCGCUGAGACAGACAGGUGGUAAUGUCGAACUCGCCAUUGGAUUGUUGCUGUGA